AUGUCAGUAAAAUUACACAGAAUUCAAAUAGAAAAAUUGGAAGGCACCAUUAACUGGAUAUCCUGGAAAUUUGAUAUAGAUCUACAACUUACAGUAAAUAAGGUGGCAGGUGUUGUCACAGGGAGUCAAGUAAGGCCAGAAUGUGGUGAAACUGAAGACGACAGAAAGUUGAUCAGAGAGGAUGAUGAAAAAGAUGCCAUUGCAAGAUACAUCAUAGGAUCAACAGUAUCGCAGGAACCAAAGCAGCAUAUACUUACCUGUAAGAAUGCCAAGCAGAUGUGGGACACUCUACAUUCUGUAUAUGAACAGAGGAAUGAAAGAAGGUUAGAUCUUUUGUAUACGGAAUUGUUUACAUAUAAGAAAGAUUCUAAGGACACCAUUGCUACACAUGUGUCAAAGUUGCAACAUAUAUUCCUUCAGUUAAAUGAGGAGUUAAAACAUGAGUCUCAUGAGCUGCCCAUGUCGUUAUUACUCAACAGGGUUUUAAAUACUCUGCCAAAUGAGUAUUUAGAAGUUAAGAAUGCAUGGGAGUCUGUACCAAUUAAGGAAAGGAGCAUUGCUGUACUUACAGAACGUUUAAGAUUGCAUGGCAAUCACGGUCAAGGUUGUGAAAUGUCAAAAAUUGACAAUGUUGCUCUCAUUGGGAAGGAUAAAAGAAUAAAAUGUAAUUUCUGCAAAAAGCUUGGUCAUAUAAAGAAGAAUUGUUUCAAGCUUAAACGGAUGGAGUCCAAGCCAUAA
Molecule: messenger RNA, 738 nt
Organism: Anoplophora glabripennis (Asian longhorned beetle)
Lineage: Eukaryota; Metazoa; Arthropoda; Insecta; Coleoptera; Cerambycidae
Exons: 1
Coding region: 1-738 (245 amino acids)
Molecular function (GO): nucleic acid binding; zinc ion binding
Source: RefSeq, a predicted model, not a curated record